UACCCGGAAGUUGCACAGAUUGAUCUUGUUUUGUUGUCAAAGUUGUUGCUGCGCAGCUCCGUGGGUUUCCUCUCCCAUUGCGUAUUGUGUCCAGAUGGCCGACGGUGAGGUUGUGAACGGCUCUGCUGAAAACCAAGAGGUGGCGCCAUCGGGUAAGAAAUCUGGACGUGCCUCGCUGCUGGAUAGCGGGGAAGACUUCACAAUGCUGGAUGAUGUGGAAGAUGACGUGGAUGACGACCUCCCGCCUUUAGAAGAUGCAGGUGGAGGAAAGAAGAAAGACAGUCCAGCUAAAGACGCUACAAAAGCAGAUCAAACUCCUUCAAUAGAACAGGAAGAGUGGCUGGAUGUUUUAGGAAAUGGGCAGCUUAGAAAGAAAGUUGUGGAAGCCGGAGCUGGUCCAGACAGCAGACCCCAGAGAGGCCAAAUUGUCACAAUUCAUCUUAAAACCAGUCUUACUAAUGGAACUGUGGUAGAAGAGCUGCCAAACCUAUCUUUUACACUUGGUGAUGGGGACGUUCUCCAGUUAACCCCGUUCAUCUCCUCUGUCAGCUCUACUCCUGCUGCGCCUCCUGAUUCUGAUCUCAUCCUGGAGGUGCAGCUGUUGUCGGCAGAUGACGCCCCAGACCUGGAGCUCAUGCCGCCCUCUGAGCGAAUCAGUUUGGCCAACAGAAAGCGAGAGCGAGGAAACGUCCACUUCCAGCGCGCCGACUACGCCUUUGCCGUCAACUCGUACGGAAUCGCGCUACAGAUAACCGAAGCAACUUCCAGAGUGGACAUCAGUCAACAAGAAGAGGAAGAACUUUUGGACAUGGAGGUGAAAUGUCUCAACAACAUGGCCGCUGCUCAACUCAAGCUUGACCACUAUGAAGCCGCGCUGCGCUCCUGCGUCUCCGUCCUGGCGCACCAGCCGGACAAUGUCAAAGCCCUGUUCCGCAAAGGCAAGGUACUGGCUCUGCAGGGCGAGUAUGCCGAAGCCAUUAAAUCACUGAAAAGGGCCUUGAAGUUGGAGCCAAGUAAUAAGACCAUCCAUGCUGAGCUGUCGAAGCUUGUGAAGAAACACUCAGAGCAGAAAGGAGCCGAACAGGCCAUGUAUAAAAAGAUGCUGGGUAACCCGACGAAUGCCAGUGUGCAGAAACACCGUGCCAAGUCCUCUUGGAGUCUCAGCUGGAAGUGGCUUUUUGGGGCUACAGCCGUUGCGAUUGGUGGUGUAGCUCUAUCAGUCGUCAUCGCAGCUAGAAAUUAACCAGAAUUCACUGUGACGGGAUGGAUGACAUGGUGCUGAAGACCUUGAGCACACCAGGCCCCCAAACACCUUACUGACCUUCAUAAAAAAAAAAUUGUAAUUGAAAGUAGAAUGGUUGUAGUUCUGUUGCCGUCCAUUGCACAGUAGAGGUUUUAAAUGGCGUUCACUUUUUACUUUCAAUGCAUGAAAGAUGAGCUGGGGAGAAAUAGAUGUGAGAAAUAUUAUAUAAUUCCUAUUUAUGUACAGAAAAGUUCCUAGUUAUAAUUAAGAAAUGUAUCGAUGUACAGAAUGAUGCUCUUCAGGUUGCUGGACACAGUCGUGCUGCAGAACUCUUCAAUUACGUGUGUGAAGUUCCAUGAUCUUCUUUUGGUGAACUGAAACUUGCUUGUGAACAGUCUUGAACAUUCAAGAAUAUGAUUGUAUGCUUUUUCUUUUGCAGUAUCUACAGGCAUCUGAUGCUAAAGAAAGACAACACUAUUUCAAAAGUCCUUACACUGAUGUGGUACGUUACUGGUUUUCGCGCUUUCUUCUCCUUUUAUAGGCUCCAAAAUAUCACUGGAAUCAGCUGCUGUUCCCAGAGUUUCUCAUUUUCAUGGCCAAACACUGCAAGGAAGGUCAUACAGACCUUUUCAGUUUAUUUUUCAGCUCCUACAAGAAUUAUUUUCAUUUAUUUAGUAUUAUUUAUUUAGGAUGAACAGACAUGUGAGUUUUUUUUAAUCCUUAAGUUGGUUUUUUGUUGUAUUGGCAACAUCCGACAUUCCCUUUAAAGUUAUUUUGUAUAUCCUAUAAUAAACUUUUGCACUUUCUGUUCAUAUGGUUGAAAAUAAAGUGAUUUCUUGAAAAUG
Messenger RNA from Sinocyclocheilus rhinocerous, 2088 nucleotides. RefSeq names its product peptidyl-prolyl cis-trans isomerase FKBP8-like. The transcript has 8 exons. The coding region runs from base 95 to 1243 and encodes 382 amino acids. NCBI's taxonomy places the organism in Eukaryota, Metazoa, Chordata, Actinopteri, Cypriniformes, Cyprinidae. Gene Ontology annotation, cellular component: membrane; cytosol; endomembrane system. Gene Ontology annotation, molecular function: peptidyl-prolyl cis-trans isomerase activity; protein binding; protein folding chaperone. The record is from RefSeq and is a predicted model, not a curated record. Gene Ontology annotation, biological process: negative regulation of apoptotic process; protein folding.